UUGCUCCGCUGCUGAGCGCCGCCGGCCGGCCCCAGGGCUCCGGGGCUGCCCCUGCGGGGCGGGAGGCCGCCAUGGCGACCCUGGAGAAGCUGAUGAAGGCCUUCGAGUCCCUCAAGUCCUUCCAGCAGCAGCAGCAGCAGUCGCCGCCGCCGCCGCCUCAGCCGCCGCCGCCUCGGCAGUCGUCUCAGCCGCCUCAGCAGCAGGAACCGAAGUCGCCGCCACCGUCCGGGUCGCCGGCCGCCCGCAGCCAUGGAGGACUUCAUCGUGAUCUCGGACGACAGCGGCUCCGAGAGUUCCGGGGGGGCCCGCCCGGGCCGGCCGCGGAGGAUCCGCCGGACCCUGUCCCGGGCUCCCGGCGUGCUGCCCCGCCGGACCGUGGACUUCAUUGAUUUAACUAGAGAAGCCAGGCCAAGGGCCAAGGAUCGCAAUGGACUCUGUGUGAUUGACCUGACAAGAACUGAAGAAGAAAACAGACCUAUUGCUACUCUUGACUUGACUCUAGAACCUGUUGCUCCUUCCCAGAAGGAACCAGCCAGUCUUCAGACAUGUACUGGUCUCUCUAGCAAAGAAACACUAGAAGGGCAUGUAGACAGAAGCUCUCGGCCUGCAGCACAAAGGAUCAUCAACAGCGAUCUUGUGGAUUUGGACCUUUUAGAAGAACCCACAUUUGAAGGCCGCCAACUCCUUCCACCCAUUAGUGGGGACUCUGUUUAUCCAGCAGAGCCGAACUGUAGCUCAACCACACUAAAAGGUGACCUAGGCUUCUUGGCCAGCCUGCAGCUCUCUUCAAAUGUUCACUCCCUCUCCCCAACAAGCAAUAAUGGUAGCAGCACUAAUCAAAGGGUACCCUUGCCAUGCCUACAGCAAGAUGUGCCUUGCCCACCACAAGCCUUGCCAUGCCCAUUGCGAGCCUUGCCAUGCCUGCUGCGAUCCUCACCAUGUCCACCCCGAGCCUCCUCAUGCCCGCCACGAGCCUUGUCAUGCCCAUCACAAACAGCGCAAUGCCAGCUACAAGCUUUGCCUCACCUGCCUCAAGAAGUGCCAUGUCCUCCUCAAGAUGUGCCAUGCCCUCAGAAUGUGCCAUGCCCUCAGCAGAAUAUGCCAGGCCCACCUCAAGACUCAGUCUGCCCACCUCAAGACAUUCUGGGCCUACCUCAAGAUAUACCAGGCCCAUCUCAAGACAUAUCAUAUCCAGCAGAUGUGGCACAGCUGCAAGAUAUGCCACCAUCACUUGGACAUGUGCCACAAUCACCAAGAGACAUGCCACAAUCACCAGGACACAUGCCACAGUCAACAGGACACAUACUACAAUCAUCAGGACACUUGCCACAGUCAUCAGGACACAUUUCACAGUCACCAGGACACAUGCCACAGUUACCAGCAGACAUGCCACAGCCACCAGCAGACAUACCACAGCCACCAACAGGCAUGCCACAGCCUUCACCAAAAGGUGUGACAUCUUCAUCUGGAGAAGGCCCAUAUACACCAACAGAUGUGAUAGGCUUACCUGGAGAUGUAUCACACUUGCCAGAAGACAUACCACACUCACUUGGAGAAUUGUCGCACUCACCUCUGGAGAAACCUGACUCACCCCCAAAUGAUAUACAGAACUGUGACACUCCUAUGGACAUCUCAGCUCCAAGUUCUCCAAGCUGCUCCUCCAGCCCACAGUCUCCAGAGUCUGAUGCUUCCUUAGAGAAAGUUCCUUGGCUCUCUGUCACAGAAACUCCAGCCAGGAAGGAGGUAUCACCGUCAGAACCUGGCCACCCUAGACCUGCCCAUGUACAAGCACAAAUGCCACAAGGUGGGCUGCACAACAGACCAUGCCUACAUAGACUGAAGUAUUUCUUACGACCUCCGGUACAUCACCUUUUCUUCCAGACGCUAAUACCAGAUAAAGACACAAGAGAGAGCAAGGGUCAAAAAUUAGAACCCAUCCCUCAUCGAAGACUAAGAAUGGUAACAAACACCAUUGAAGAAAAUUUUCCCCUGGGGACUGUGCAGUUUUUGAUGGACUUUGUAUCACCCCAGCAUUACCCACCCAGAGAAAUUGUGGCUCACAUCAUCCAGAAAAUCCUGCUCAGUGGCUCUGAGACCGUGGAUGUCCUAAAGGAGGCCUACAUGCUUCUCAUGAAAAUACAACAGCUACACCCAGCUAACUCCAAGACAGUAGAGUGGGACUGGAAGCUACUUGCCUAUGUCAUGGAAGAAGAGGGACAAAAUCUGCCCGGGCGAGUCCUUUUCCUGCGUUAUGUAGUCCAGACGUUGGAAGAUGACUUCCAGCAGAUCUUGAGGCGGCAGCGACAGCACCUGCAGCAGUCCAUCGCCAUCACCGUGCUGUCCUGUGACAAGCAGCCCCACAAUGUCAGAGAUGUUAUCAAGUGGUUGGUCAAAGCAGUAACUGAAGAUGGAUUAACUCAGCCCCCAGCUGGGAAUCAAACCUCUGGAAUAGGAAGCUUGAAAGCCAGCAGUAGCAGCACUUCUCCCCUGCCCAACCUGACAAAGAACGCCAAUCAGCUGAUUGUCUGCCAGCUGCAAAGGAUGCUGUCCAUAGCUGUGGAGGUGGACAGGACCCCCACCUGCAGCUCCAAUAAAAUUGCUGAGAUGAUGUUUGGGUUUGUGCUGGACAUUCCUGAGAGGAGUCAGAGAGAGAUGUUCUUUACUACCAUGGAAAGCCAUCUUCUGCGCUGCAAAGUGUUAGAAAUCAUAUUCCUCCACAGCUGCGAGACACCCACUCGCCUGCCCCUGUCUCUGGCCCAGGCCCUCUACUUUCUGAACAAUUCCACAUCACUGCUCAAGUGUCAGUCAGAUAAAACCCAGUGGCAGACUUGGGAUGAGCUGGUUGAACAUCUGCAGUUUCUGUUAUCCAGUUAUCAACAUGUUUUAAGAGAGCACUUACGGAGUUCAGUGAUUGACCGGAAAGACUUAAUAAUCAAGAGGAUCAAGCCCAAGCCCCAGCAAGGAGACGACAUCACAGUGGUGGAUGUGGAGAAGCAGAUCGAGGCCUUCCGCACCCGCCUCAUCCAGAUGCUGGGGGAGCCGCUGGUCCCGCAGCUCCAAGACAAAGUGCACUUGCUGAAGCUCCUGCUCUUCUAUGCUGCAGACUUGAACCCCGAUGUAGAGCCCCCCACCACCAACUGGAGCAGCCCCUGAAUCCGAAGCACUGAACACCAAGAAUACCUCCUGAACUCUAGCUCCAACUAUUGGGAACUUCCUCUAAGAGUAUAAAAAGUAGCUAAAAACCUUACAGGACCAAACCUAUUUAUCUGUAGGUUAUAAUACCUUUCUAUGGCUUAGGAAAUUUUUUUUUUUCUAUAAUCCUUAGCCUAGCCUGUUCUCAACUGGCUUAAAUACACAUGGUGUAUAUAUUUUGUAAUAAAUUAUUUAUCUAUACUUUUUUUGAAACAGGUAAUACCAUAUGCACUAAAUGCUUAAUAUUUCCAUUCAAGAUGUGAAAAAAGAAUCCCUCUCCUGAACAAAUCCUAGACAUCAAUUAUGUCAUCCAAGGUACUGACAGCCUGUUUCAAAAGAGAAAAGACAUCCAUUGCUCCCUAAUGGAACACUACAUCCUAUAUUAAAACUGUUAAUUGCCUAUGAAUUUGACCUGGUGGCCAGUUACAUUAAGAUCUUCUGUAAUGAAGUGGGGAGGUAGAAACAAAAAGAUUUGAGUGUUACCAAAAAUUGACGUUAAAAGGAUAUAAUAAAAAGGCAAUGUUUUUGCAAAUUAU
Condylura cristata (star-nosed mole) is the source of this 3728-nucleotide messenger RNA. RefSeq names its product SUMO-interacting motifs containing 1 (gene SIMC1). The transcript has 10 exons. The record is from RefSeq and is a predicted model, not a curated record. Lineage: Eukaryota; Metazoa; Chordata; Mammalia; Eulipotyphla; Talpidae. Bases 250 to 3153 code for a protein of 967 amino acids.